Molecule: messenger RNA, 2423 nt
Organism: Gasterosteus aculeatus aculeatus (three-spined stickleback)
Lineage: Eukaryota; Metazoa; Chordata; Actinopteri; Perciformes; Gasterosteidae
Gene: oxct1a
Product: 3-oxoacid CoA transferase 1a
Biological process (GO): ketone body catabolic process
Cellular component (GO): mitochondrion
Molecular function (GO): succinyl-CoA:3-oxo-acid CoA-transferase activity
Source: RefSeq, a predicted model, not a curated record
UGUGUGUGUGCGUGCGUGCGCGCGCGCGUUAGCCACAUUGCUAAUAGCCGCGCUGCGACCUCUGUGCAGCCCGCAGCAUCUGUCUCCUCGAGCUGUAAGCGCGCUCCUCCUCGGCCGUCUCCCCUCAACGCGACUCCCGAAACAUGGCGGCGCUCAGUGCUUCGCGCGCAGCGGAGAAUUUGUUCCUCAGAAAACUGCGUCUGGCUCCGUGCAGAGCGAGAUUAAAUGUGGCGAAUCUGCAGUGGAGCAAGACCAGCGGCUGCUACUUUUCUACCUCGAGCCAAAGACGCUCCCUCUUCUACGCGGAUCCCACAGAAGCAGUCAAAGAUAUCCCCAGUGGAGCUACCAUUCUGGUGGGAGGCUUUGGGUUAUGUGGGAUCCCAGAGAACCUCAUCAACAGUUUACUAAAGACGGGCGUCAACGGUCUCACGGCCGUCAGCAACAAUGCAGGAGUGGAUAACUUUGGCCUGGGUCUGCUGCUGAAGACCAAGCAGAUCAAGAGGAUGAUCUCUUCAUACGUCGGGGAGAACGCAGAGUUUGAGCGACAGUAUCUGACAGGGGAGUUGGAGGUGGAACUGACUCCACAGGGAACUCUGGCAGAGAGGAUCAGGGCCGGGGGUGCCGGGGUUCCAGCCUUCUUCACGGCCACCGGCUACGGCACACUGAUCCAAGAGGGAGGCUCUCCUAUUAAGUACAACAAAGAUGGCAGCAUUGCCAUCGCCAGUGAGAAGAGAGAGGUGCGGGAGUUCAACGGCAGGCACUACAUCAUGGAAAAGGCCAUCACUGGAGACUUCGCCCUGAUUAAGGCGUGGAAAGCCGACAAGGCUGGAAACAUUAUUUUCAGGAAAACAGCGAGGAAUUUCAAUCAACCCAUGUGCAAGGCAGCCACAACCACAAUAGUUGAGGUGGAGGAGGUGGUGGAUGUUGGGACCUUCGCUGAAGAGGACAUCCACAUACCCAGCAUCUACGUCCAGAGGGUCGUCCAGGGAGCCAGCUACGAAAAAAGGAUCGAGAAACGCACAGUAAAGAGAAGCCAAGAAGAGAAGCCCAAACCAAAGAAGGACGCCGACAUUGUUCGGGAAAGGAUCAUCCGCCGGGCUGCUCUGGAGUUUGAGGAUGGGAUGUACGCCAACCUUGGUAUUGGAAUCCCCAUGCUGGCCAGCAACUUCAUAAAACCAGACAUCACUGUGAACCUCCAAAGUGAAAAUGGGAUUUUGGGACUGGGGCCGUACCCCACCGAGGAUGCAGUGGACGCAGACCUGAUAAACGCCGGAAAGGAGACUGUCACGGUGCUUCCAGGUGCUGCCUAUUUCUCAAGUGAUGAAUCAUUUUCCAUGAUCCGAGGCGGCCACAUCAACCUGACCAUGCUGGGAGCCAUGCAGGUGUCCAAACACGGAGACCUGGCCAACUGGAUGAUCCCCGGUAAAAUGGUGAAGGGGAUGGGAGGAGCAAUGGAUUUGGUGGCGAGCGCUGGAACCAAGGUGGUGGUCACAAUGGAGCACUCGGCUAAGGGCGGAAAACACAAGAUAUUGGACAAAUGCAGCCUGCCAUUAACUGGGAAGCAGUGUGUGGAUCGAAUCAUCACAGAAAAGGCCGUGUUUGAUGUGGAUGAGACAAAAGGCCUGACCCUGAUAGAAGUAUGGGAGGGGCUCACUCCUGAGGAUAUCAAAGCGUGCACUGGCACCGAUUUUCAAGUAUCUCCCAACCUGAGGUCCAUGCAGCAAAUCUAAAAGGAGCUUUGCAGUGGAUCUUUGUUUUUCGGUUUGUGUGGCACUCAUUUUUUGCCCUCUGGUCAACAGCCGGCGAUAAAGGAGCAUAAGAUGGGUCAAAAGUGAAUGCAUAAUAGAGCAGUGUGGUUCAGUUCCCUGGUAAUCAGCGUGCACACAUCAGAAGGGUUUAGUUGACUUGGGAAUCACAGGAACCAGCAUGCAUGGUUGUUUUUAAGGAGGUGGUCAGACACGCAUGGGGGGAGAAACAGAACAUUCUCUCCUGUUAAUUUAAUCAUUUCUUUCGUUACAGUUUCUGUAAGAAAAAUGCAACUUGGUACUAUGAAUAAAAGUUAUGCAAUAAUUUAAAUCAUAUUUAAAGUGUCAGAAACUCGCUGUAAAAGGAUGAAUUUAGAAAACGAAUGUGUGCUUUAAUUCAGGUGAUUCUUCAGUGUGGGAGGGAAUAUGUUUUGUAGUUUGUGGGAAAGGUGCUAUACCGACAAAUGUCCUUGACAAUAUUAAUCUAAUGUGAAAUAUGUUUUCAGUUUUUCUCCAUUCGAAAAAAUGAAAGAUGCAAUAAUAAGGUUCCGACAGAAAACUGUUUAACAAUCAUUGCCAUACUGUAAAAUCUUUUUUUUGUCUGAUACUUGACAUUUGCUCUCGCCUUGCCUUUGUAUAUAAAGUCACAUACAACCUUGUUGAGUGAAACAAGUGUAA